Messenger RNA from Morone saxatilis (striped sea-bass), 688 nucleotides. Its product is annotated as coxsackievirus and adenovirus receptor homolog. Lineage: Eukaryota; Metazoa; Chordata; Actinopteri; Moronidae. The record is from RefSeq and is a predicted model, not a curated record.
UAAGGAUGGCAGUCUGGGACAAAAAGAUUCUCUGGGGCUUCAUGUUAAUGCUGGCAGGUGCUGGAGGUCAGAGUGUGAACUAUUCAGAUCCUGUUUGUGCUGUGAAAGGAUCCACUGUCACCCUCCUCUGCUCCUUCACACCACUCAAGACUUUCACUGAAGAGAAUGGAAGACAAGUUCCUUUAGAGAUCGUCAGAGUCCGCUGGUGCCAGAACCAUCCGAUUUGUCAAGGCCUCACCCCGUCUGUGUACGACAGUGAGUCUGUGAACAACGACCAUCGUUACAAAUAUCUGGGAGACAAGAAGGGAAACUGCACUUUACAGAUCACAGAUAUACAGAAGAGUGAUAACGCAACAUUUCGCUUCAGAAUGGAAGUUAAUUACACCAGAGGACAUUUUACUGGCCAAUCAGGAGUGAACGUUACAGUCACUGAUCCUGUUAGAAUGAGGAUAAACAGCUCCAGUGCAGACGGAGAGAUGAGAAGAGGAGAAUCAGUCACUCUGUACUGCACUGCAGUCUGCACUAUCCACCAACUGGAGGUCACCUGGUUCAAAGACAACCACGCCCUCUCAGAGUCUGGCCCCGCCCUCCAGCUCGGCCCGCUGACUGCAAAGGAUUCUGGGAACUACACCUGUGGUUUGAGGACCGACACACUCUCCCUGCCGUACAGUCUGCAUGUGGAGGCUGA